Molecule: messenger RNA, 1813 nt
Organism: Oryzias latipes (Japanese medaka)
Lineage: Eukaryota; Metazoa; Chordata; Actinopteri; Beloniformes; Adrianichthyidae
Gene: tada1
Product: transcriptional adaptor 1
Biological process (GO): regulation of transcription by RNA polymerase II
Cellular component (GO): SAGA complex
Molecular function (GO): transcription coactivator activity
Source: RefSeq, a predicted model, not a curated record
UAACGGUGUCGCGCUGUGAUGACGUCACACUUUAGUUAAACGCAAUGGCGGCUCAUGCUAACGAGCUCGAGAUCGCAAAGAAAAAUUUAACAGAUGCCAUUGGUGAUAAUGUUAAGCAUUAUUGGGCUAAUCUGAAGUUAUGGUUCAAACACAAGAUCAGUAAAGAAGAAUUUGACAUUGAAGCACGUCGACUGUUGGCACAGGAAAAUGUACAUGUACACAACGAUUUCCUCCUCGCCAUUCUCACGCGAUGCCAGAUCAUUGUUUCCACACCAGAGGGCACCGGAUCGUUACAGUGGCAGGGGAACUGUCCUCCAAAGCCUGGCAAAGCGAAAGGAAAGAAAAAAUGUUCCUCUAGACAAAAAUUUGAUCAUCGCUUUCAGCCUCACAACCCUCUCAGUGCCGCUCAGCCCUUCAGCCCACGGGAAGCAGGAGGUGAGGAGGAAGAGCUGCGCCUGAGUGCCCACACUCUGCUGCUGCCCACCCGGGGCCAGCUGGAGGCCCGCAUGAUGGUGACUGCUUUUGAGCUGGGCCUCGACAAUGUCACAGAGGAGGCCAUCAGCACCAUGUCCUAUGCUGUUGAGCACCACCUGAAAGACGUCCUCACAGCCGUUAUCACUCGGAGGAAAGCGUACCGAUUGCGAGACGGCCACUUCCCUUAUGCCUUCGGCAGCGACGUCACGCCGCAGCCGUAUCUGAAAAACAGCCUGGCGGCCUACCACAGCGUUACGGAAUGUCCUCCUGCAAAUGCCUCCCUCCCUGCAGGCCCUCCACCUCAGAUCCCCCCCGACGAGGCCGAGCAGAAAGCUGUCCACCUUCUGGCCUGCUCCUCCAGCAGUCCGUCAGCUCCACUCCCUCCAAUCAGCAUGUUUGACCUCCUUCAAGCUUUGCAGGUGCAUCGCAGCGUGAUGCCCUCCCACACCAUGUACGCCCUGAACGUGGAGCGCAUCCUGGCUCACCUCUGGCACCCCAGUCACGAAGAACUGGAGCAGGACCGCGUGCAUCGGCAGCGGCUCGCGGUUAAAGAGGGCGUGGCGGUUAGCUGAAUGCCGCUGACACCGGACCGCAAAGGGGAAUCGGAGCAGAGUCGGUGGCGGUAGAUGCGAGGCUUUGCUGGGAAAAGCACUGCAGUUCACGGAAAUAUAAAUAUGACGGAACAAAUGUGCUGAGAAACCUAAAAGGAGUCUUGUUUAGGUUUUAAAUGCAUUCAGACCAUCGUUGUUUCAUGGCUUUUCUAUUGAACUUGAUGUAAAUUUAUCGUUUGUUUUUUAGUUUUAUCUAAUUUACAGCAGUUCAAGUUGGAUUUUUCACUCACAGCCUUUGACCACAAACCCCUGCAACAAAAACACAAAAGGGGCACUUGACUUUAAAAAUGUUGCUUAACAGAUGUGAAGGAGCCACACUGUGGAAAAGUACAUUCUUUCAUCUCGCAGCAGGUCGGGUCAGCUGACUCCAUGAAUGCACUGACGAAGCAGGUUUUUCUGGUCACCAAGUCAAACCUUCACGAGUCGAGGAUAUUCCACUGCGACGUAAGCAGAGCUCACAUUCUGAAGGUGAAACUGAUGGUAGGACGCACACAGAUCUAAACAUCGUCGGUCUCCAGUACGUGCUGGCAGUGCAACUCAUUUAAAUCAAAGCAACGUCUUGAGUGUAAGGCCGGAUGGAGACCAAAAGUUGUGAAAUGUGCAGCAGCUUCUAAAACCAGCUCCGCAUGUCUCUAUUUAGCCCUGAACUGCAGGCUAUUUUCUGGUGACACCAUCUGUACAAAAGAUUUUUUUUUAUGCUUAUAUGUAAAUAAAGCACAUUUAUACUG